Phytophthora sojae is the source of this 3370-nucleotide messenger RNA. RefSeq names its product phosphatidylinositol 3 and 4-kinase-like protein. The coding region runs from base 1 to 3189 and encodes 1062 amino acids. The transcript has 2 exons. Lineage: Eukaryota; Oomycota; Peronosporomycetes; Peronosporales; Peronosporaceae. Gene Ontology annotation, molecular function: 1-phosphatidylinositol 4-kinase activity. Gene Ontology annotation, cellular component: cytoplasm; membrane. Gene Ontology annotation, biological process: phosphatidylinositol phosphate biosynthetic process; phosphatidylinositol-mediated signaling. The record is from RefSeq and is a predicted model, not a curated record.
AUGCCGCCGCAACAGCCCGGACGCCUCUUCGGCGGGUACCUCCGCAAGCGCUACUCGAGCAGCGUCUACAUGGGCUCGUGGCGCUUCUGCGUGCUGCAGGGCGCGCGUCUGCGCUGGUACCGGAGCAAGGAGAGUGCCGAGACGGACUCGCAGCUGCGCGGAGAAGUCUGGGUCCAAGCCGUCGAGCCCUGGGACGGCCGCACCGCUCUCGGCCGGUACCCGCACGCCUUCGCCGUACGCACGACGUCCAAGCGGCUGCUGCUGUGCUCGGCCGAGUCGGCGCGUGAGCGCGAGGGCUGGCUGCAGCAUCUGGAGCAGGCUCUGCAGCGCACCAAGAGCUCGAGCUCGGCCGACCUGAUCAACAACGAUGACGGCGGACGCAGGAUCAUGCCGGCACCGGCACUGACGGACUCGUCCACGGGCAGUCUGCCGCCGCCGACACCUUGCGCGUUCCCGUCGUCUCUUGUCGGUGACCGGCCGGCGGCAGGUUCCGACGUGACGUCCGUCAUGUCGGCGCCGUCGGACUUGACGUACGGCCAGGCGCUGGCUGUGGGGGACGCGGGCUGCUCCGAGUGCUGCGUCCGCUUCCGUCCGCUCGUGGCGCGCCGCGUGGUGUGCGGCUCCUGCGCGCGCGCGUUCUGUGCCCGACACUGCAGCAACGGCAUCCGACUGCAGCACCUCGGACUGCGCGCGGCGCGGCGCUGCUGCGACCACUGCGCGCAGCGACAGGAGUUCAUCGGGUACCUCCGCUCGACCAAGCGGUUCCUGGGCCCCAUGGCCAGUCGAGGCAUCUCCAUGGACGCGCUCGUCGCGCGCACGGACGCGGCCGCUGCUGCGCGCAGGAACCAGGGCGGAGACAUGCUGGCCAGGACGCUGCACAAGCUCCGACACGGCCCCAUGACGCUCAACCGCACCAUCAAGAUCCUGUACCAGACGAGGAAGAAGCCGCACCUGUUCCGCGUGGCGUGCGAGCGGCUCCCGUUCUACGCCGAGACGUGCGUGGAUCGCGUGGAGAAUCUGUGGUACCAACUGCUGCACCUGGUGCAGUGUCUCGACGCCGAGCCAGCUCCUCGCUGCGGGGCCCAGCUCUUCUACCUGCAGCGCUACAUUCGCGCCAUUUGUCGACGAUCUCCGCGUAUCGCGCUGCAGACCAUUUGGCACGCGCAGGCCUCCGUGUGCGACGGCAGCUACCACAACCUGCACCCGCACACGCUGCUGUCGCUGCUCGGCUUCAUCUACCCGAACACCACGUCGCCCGACAGCUCGCACAUGUUCAGUAUCUGGAAGGACCUGGUGUUUGCCGACUGCCCCGAGCACCAGCUAGCGCAGAUCCUGACCGACCUGCGGCAGAUCAACGCCGACAUGGAGAAACUCAUCUCGCUGGAGCCUGACUCGAUGAUUGAGCGCUGGCUGAACGCGAAGAACGUGCCGCAGUUCGAGAACUGCGCCGCAGAGUUGGCAGCCUCAGGAAUCGAGCUGUGUGAGUUCCAGUCCAGCAUCCUGUACGACUCAUUGGAGGUCGAGGGAAGCAGCGUGUCGGACGAUACGCCAGGAGCUGGGAUUGAAUCGCUGGUGCUGGAGCAAGUGAGCUUCGUGCAGUCGCUGGCGGCCAUCAGUGAACGUCUGCGUCACAUUCAGCCAGUUUCGGACCGCGGGAAAUUCCUGGCGGGCGAGUUGGAGACAUUGAACAACACGCUGCAGUCCUCAGCUCUUUAUCCGCUGAGCGCGGCGUCGGAUGAGCUGUACCAGGUUGUGCGCAUCCCGCCGACGGAAGGCAAGGUCUUCUCUACGAAGAUGCGCGCGCCGACCCUCAUUUUCGUGGAAACCGUUCCCGUUCAAAGCGCUGGUGCGAUUGGUCUCGACGACGCUGACACGGAUCGACUCCGUCCGUUUGUGUGUAGCUCUCACCCGCGCAACUCGACGUUCUUCGAGUCGGCGGUUCUGGAUGAGAUCGAAGCCUCGGUUGUUUCGUCAAGCGGGGAGACGAUGCUAUCCCCGUGCAGCAGCUCGACUCUAGCAACGCCAACUCCAACUAGCACGAUCGCUGUCCCUGCUAGCUGUCCGAAUGAUCUCGCUCCGCUUCAUGGGGGUGAACCUUCGUUGAAUGACCAGGAAGAGGACAGCGACAGAGGUGAAGGUCGGGGGCGCCACAUGACUCUACCAACUAGCAGUCGACAGACAUCGGCACCAGCUAGUAGCAGGCGCCAUAGUAGCAUGAUGCCACACUUGCCGCAACCCAGCCGAGGCAGCAAGAUGGGAGCUGGAGCACGCGCUGGACGUCGAGGAGUCGAGAACUUCGUGUAUGACAGUAAGGUGUUUGGCGAGAGCUGGGAGGAACGCAAGGCGCGCAUCCAGAGUGAGUCGCCUAUGGGCAAGCUGCCCGGCUGGAACCUCUUCUCGGUGAUUGUCAAGACGAACGACGAUUUGCGUCAGGAAGUGUUCACGAUGCAGCUCAUUCAUAAGCUCAAGUCCAUCUUCGAGUUCGAGGCGCCGCACUUGUGGCUGCGCACUUACCGGAUCGUCGCGACUGGAGCGAACAUCGGGUUACUAGAGACGAUUACCGAUGCCUGCUCGCUGGACCAUCUGAAGAAGACGUUCGCGGGUGGCAAACUGUCUGAAUACUUCCGCAGCGUCUACGGCGCACCCUCAAGCCCGGAGUUCAUUGCAGCUCAGCGCCGAUUCAUUGAGAGCAUGGCCGCGUACUCCAUUGUGAGCUACGUGCUGCUACUCAAGGAUCGCCACAACGGCAACAUUCUGCUCAGUGCCGAGGGCCGCGUGAUUCACAUCGACUUUGGUUUCAUCCUGGGCAUCGCACCCGGCGGCAUGUUCAGCGUGGAGGACGCCCCAUUCAAGCUCACGAAGGAGAUGGUCGACGUGAUGGGAGGUCUGGGGUCUCCUGGCUACAAGCACUUCCGCAACUGCUUGUGCGAGGGCUUCGUGGUGCUCCAGAAGUACCAGUCCGAGAUCGCUGCGCUGCUGCAGACUACGGGUCAGCAUUCUCCUUUCCCUUGCUUCCACGGCGCGAAGCUGGCACGCGUUAUCGCCGAUAUGCGCACGCGGUUAUGCGUUGGGCUGUCGCGGCGAGAGAUCCGGCACCGCGCGGACCACCUGCUGCGCAAGAGCUACAACGCGUGGGGAACGCGGCAGUACGACUCGUUCCAGUUGCGCAGCAACAACAUUCAUCCGUAGACGUCGACGUCGAAGUCGACACGUUAUUUCCAAGACCUCACUAUAUGCAGCUACUGCUCGAUAGUAGCUGAACUAUAGCGCCAGUGCCGCCUGUAAGUAUUUAGUGGCGACAGGUGCAUUCAUCAUUUGGUAGUUUUUCACUCGCUAGGUUUUAUCCAAACUAAUCUAGCACGUUAGUUUU